CGCUUUGUUUCAGUCGUAAACAUGGAGGAGAGAGAAGCACUGAAGAGGCAGAUAGAACUUUUGCAGAGUCUGAUCAAUAAACACAAGAGCGUCCAUGGAGAUGCACCGUUUUCAGCAGCAGAGCCGAGGCGUCCUGAAGCGUCAGCAGCAGGCAGCGGCAGAGGUUUCACUACAUCUGUCUUCCAUCCUCACAGCUCCAGAGGGAGAGCGUUUAUUCCCCAGAGCCGUGGAAGUUGGAGGAAAACAUAUUCUUUGAAGAAUAAGAGCCCCCAGUCCUCUGUUGGACAUCCCUCAACUUCCACCUCCUUCACACAUCACUCUACUUCUCAACAUGGAGCUGACAGCAUCUCACUGCCCGGCCACAGCAGAGGAAAUGAGACCAAUCCUACCAAACCUACCAGCUUACCAUCAGGGAAUCAUGCCCAACAGAAAAAAGAAGGACCAAUAAGCAGCACGGCAAGGAUAAAGGGAGCAGUGACGGAGAAAUUAAACACAGGUGCAGCUGUGACUCAGCGAAGUUCGAGUUCAACAGGCACCAGUUUGCAACACGAGGCUCCACAAAGGAAGACACAACAAAUGUCUGAACGCAGACAUGUUCUCCCAGGAAAGAAAGUUAGCUGCUCCUCAGAGGUUCCCCCUCCAGUGAAGGCCAACACCUCAACCACUUCUCAGAACAAAGCCAGCAGAACCAGCUAUGACGCUAGCCCGACGAUCACUACUAAAACCUCAGCAGUUUUUCCAGCUGGUAACACCACAUCAACUCUCCCAGCUCCGUUUAUUGGUUCAAAACAUCCUCUCUCAACCCACAGCACCUACACCCAGGUUAAUGCAUCUUUUCUGAAAAAGUCAAAGUUCACCUGGGUAAAGAGCCAGAAUGUGGAGCUCAAACAGGCUAGCUCUGGUUCCUGCUCUGGUUCCUCACCCACAGCCAAAACAGUUUCAACACCAGCAUCAGACUUAAAGGCUGUAGUUUCCACUGGAAGCCCGUCCUCAGCUGCAGUUAGCAAGAAAACCCCCCCUAAGAAGUUAUCCCGAAAGCUUAGCCCCAUCAUCAUCGCCCCAAAGACCUCAAAGUACAAAUGGGUCUCUUCUGCUGGAGCCCAAGCAAGAACAUCCCGUAAGCCUCUAUCUCCCAAAGCCUGGACGACUCCUCCCAGAGCCCUGGAAAGAGGAGACUCUGCCAGGAAAGCUAAAGCCGCUUCUGGUUCCUCUACAAAACUUAAAAAAGGAAUUUCAAGUUCUUCUACAAGUUCCUCACUUAGUAGCCGUUACCGCUGGAAGGCAGGAGGGCAGAGCACCACAGCAGCAGUGAUGGGAGGACCAGCAGGGGCUCGGCGUAAAUCUGCCUUCCACUGGACAGCAGAGAAAAGCAACAAAGGGAUGAAAGUGGGGCUUGUUGUUUCCCCAACUUUACCUCAGCGUGCCCACUUUCCAUCCUCCUCCCCUGGGGGGUUUAAGCUCCGCAGCAGGAUGAAAAUCAUCAGGAGGUCUGCAAGCAGUGGUGGAGGGUCAGACAAAGGCAACUCUCCACGGGGCCGAAUGCACAGCUCCACCAGGAGUCCCAUGGGAGCUAGGAGGACACCCACCAGGGAACUUGUGUCUUUUGGGAGACACAAGCUGAGGCGACUGUCCCCCACAUUUUCAAGAACAAAUCCCACCUCUUCCUUUCAUCGUAGCCCCGCCUCCCAGCGGGUGUUCAGGACGCGCUACAAGAUGGUGACCCGCCCGGGCUCCAGCACCGUGCACACCCACCACUACAACCCAGCCCUCUCCUGGAGAACCAAGAGGAUCCAGUCUGCCAGGAGUUUCCUCCAGAACCGCCUCCGAGCUCCCCAUGACAGACACCCACCGCCCGCCCAGCGCUGGGCGAGAAGCGAGAUGUGCUGGAUCCGUGGCUCCCUGUACCGGGUGUCCGCCAAUAAGCUGUCCCGCACCGUGACGGCCAACAUGACCAUCAACCGAACAGGAAGGACCUCCAGCCCCCACAUCUCACACAUGAAUCCUGCCUUGACCCGGUUCUCCAGCACUCGCCACUUAGCCAGUCGUGCGGUCCAGCGGAGUAUUGCCAUCAUCAGACAUGCUCGUCAGAAGAAGCAGCAGAGGCAGUACUGCAUGUAUUACAACCGCUUCGGCAAAUGUAAGCGCGGCACAAGGUGUCCCUUCAUACACGACCCGGACAAAGUGGCCGUGUGCACCAGGUUUCUGAGAGGGACGUGCAAGCAGGCAGAUGGCGUUUGCCCAUUUUCCCAUAAGGUUGCCAAAGAGAAGAUGCCGGUGUGUUCCUACUUUCUGAAGGGUAUCUGCAACAACAGCGAAUGUCCCUACAGUCACGUCUACGUGUCCCGCAAAGCUGAAGUCUGUGAGGACUUUGUCAAAGGCUACUGUCCAGAGGGACAGAAGUGUAAGAAGAAACACACUUUGGUGUGUCCAGAGUUCUCUAAGACCGGCUCCUGCCCGCGAGGUUCCCGCUGCAAACUGCAGCACCGCCAGCGAGUCAAACGGAGUGCCGGUAACACCCCCACCACUCCAGCCAAGAAAGUCUGCACCAAGAAGCCCCUGGAGAGGCUGUGUCUGUCUGUCACCCUGCCACAGGAUGCUCAGGCAACUCCAGGGACGUCCACUGCUGGUCCUCUGGCUUUGCCGUCGUUCAUCUCCCUCUCCAGCUCUCCAGAGGAGGCAGAUGCACCGGACACACUGCCCACCGACACAGCCCAAGUCAAAGUGUUUUCCUUUCUUCCACAGAGAAGAAGCUGCAGAUCAAACCUCGGCUGUGAGUGCAGAGAGCUGCAGGAUGGAGGUUUGUCAGGACACUCGCUCUGUGUCCAUCACUCAGGAUGUGAGAGUUUUAUCUUUUUCAAACUAGUUUACAUAAAGUCGAGUGUUUAUGCUUCCGAUUUGUUUUUGUAUUUUUCCUGAGAUUUUUGUAAAUUAAACAGGAA
This is a messenger RNA of Melanotaenia boesemani (Boeseman's rainbowfish), 2939 nucleotides long. It is a transcript of the gene zc3h3, whose product is annotated as zinc finger CCCH-type containing 3. Gene Ontology annotation, cellular component: nucleus. The coding region runs from base 22 to 2916 and encodes 964 amino acids. The record is from RefSeq and is a predicted model, not a curated record. NCBI's taxonomy places the organism in Eukaryota, Metazoa, Chordata, Actinopteri, Atheriniformes, Melanotaeniidae. Gene Ontology annotation, molecular function: metal ion binding. The transcript is spliced from 12 exons.